GCCGCCCGGGGCGCAUGUGCCGACGUACGAGUACAAACACGAGUGUUUUUACAGACACCCGCAUUCUGAACAAGUGCAUCUAGUUUCAUAGCUAAUGCUGUUUUGGUGUCAUUUUUUUGCUGGAGAGUGCCACUAUUUUUGAUGUGUGGUUCCUGGCGCGUCCUUCCGUAGAGGGAAAAAUAAAAAAUAGUACUUCGAAGGGUGAGUCGACAAAGCGAGACACACGCACACUACUACGCACGCGGCCACUAGAAUCGACACAAUCUUGAACUAACAACUGUUGCUGUGUAAAGACUUUUUCAUCUUGCUCAAAAAUGGUCUUGAAAUGUGCCGCUUGUGGGAAAUUUAUGCCCAAAGACCCUGCUGAGGGGGCCGCUUGUAUAGGAUGCCAGAGCUCAUAUCACCUAGCAUGCGUUGGUAUACAAGAUAAGAAUAAGAUCGUAGCAGGUUGGGCAUGCCCCGAGUGUAAAGCUAAAGUUCCAAGGAAAAAUAACGAUGACACACCGAUUAAAAUCAGCUCGGAGCGUGAUUUGGCUUGUGCGGCCGACCAAAGUCCAUGCAUGUCGCCUAAUGACACCGCGCAUGACAUUACGGCUGAUUUCUCGGUGGCCGAAGAAUUAAAGUUGUUCCGUGAAGUACUUAGGGAGGAAUUGAGUAGCUUGCGUAAUGAGAUGCAGGGGAUCAAGCGGGAACUAUCUAAUGUCUCAUCCUCAUUGCUGCAAUGUAAUAAGCGAAUUGACGACUUAGAAUCCAGCGUUACUCGUGUGGAAAAGCAAUUUAGCAAGCAAAUUGAUGACCUGGAGUCCAGAAUUGUCUCGGUAGAAAGCCAACCAAAAGAGCGAAACGGCACCGAUUCUACGGCUGUGGAGGCAAUGAUUGUACAAUUAAAAGCUGAGCUCAACGACCGCGACCAGGAACUUCUGCUGAACGAUGUUGAUAUCACGGGUAUCCCAGAGGAGAAGGGGGAGAACGUGCUCCAUGUCACAACGCUGGUCGCGGCCAAAAUAGGUAUCACACUAAAGGAAAGUGACAUAGUACGAGCUGAGCGGGUGGGCCCCGUGCGUGCAGGCCGCGACGCGCGUGGAGGCCGCGACGAAGUGACCGCGCGCCCGAUCGUCGUGCGACUGGCGAGGCGCGCGCUGCGUGAUGACUUGCUGCGAGCGGCCCGAGUGCGCAGAGAGGCCACCACAGCUGACCUGAGCCUCCCCGGUCCUGUGCGACGUUUUUACAUCAAUGAACGCCUGACGAAAAAUAAUAGACAACUGUUUAAUAAAGCGCGAGCUGCAGCUAAGAGUUGUAAAUGGAAAUUUAUAUGGAGUCGAGACGGACGUAUCUACGCGAGAAAAAACGAAGGACAAUCUGGAGUGCGGAUUAGGUCAGAUCAGGACAUUUUGCGUAUUUUUGGUUCAGAAAAUAUUGGUCCAAAUGUUUAAUCAGUGUAUUUGUGAUAGUGUCAUGCCACAAAAAAACUACAGCAAACGAUUAAGUGUAUAUCAAGAAAAAUGCGCUAAUAGAAUAAGUAAGGAAAUGGUUACGUGUAUAUAUGCUAAAGGUUAUAAUAAUAUAAUGAAAGUAAUUGUAAUUUUAUAUGUUUCCCUUCCAGCUUGCAGUAAUUAUAUUAAGUCCAUUGUUGUGAGUUUUAGUAGGAAUUCUAAUUACUCAAUCCGUCCAGAGCGAGGCUGCCAUAGUUCAAUAGGUGCCAAUAAAAUUACACCUCAUACGGUCUAUAACUGUAUAGUACUAAUACAGGUAUCGCAGGCUCAUACUAAAUGGUUAUUCUUUUUAGUAUCAGGUUCUCAAUACAUAUUGUUUUUUAUU
Maniola jurtina (meadow brown) is the source of this 1818-nucleotide messenger RNA. RefSeq lists its product as uncharacterized. The transcript has a single exon. The record is from RefSeq and is a predicted model, not a curated record. NCBI's taxonomy places the organism in Eukaryota, Metazoa, Arthropoda, Insecta, Lepidoptera, Nymphalidae. Bases 315 to 1433 code for a protein of 372 amino acids.